AAUUAAGCUGCAGUAAAGCUCCUCUCCAGCUGCCUGCAGUGGAAACAGCUCGUCCAAAAAGUGCUGUGCCUGGCGCUUUCACAGCGCUCCUGAAAUAUUAAGACGCCAGUCGUCAAAGUGCCCAAACCCAGGUCUAUUGAAACCAGCCUUUCAGUCAGUCGGUCAGCCAGCCCUCCAGAUGCCCAUCUCUCAGCCGGCCUUCCAGACAUCGGCAAGCCAGCUGGCACUCCAGACGUUCUUAAGUCUGUCAACCAUCCAGGCGAUUUCUAGCCAGCUAAUCCUCCUGUUGAUAUCAAGCCAACUGAUCUGCCUGGGGUUAGAUUUGUCUGCUCGGAUGUGGUGGUCUUCGGCUCCACCUUGGAGGUCAUCAUACCACAUUUGACUGAACGUGAAAGGGAGAUUUAGUGGAGCAUGAGGGAAUGGAAAGAAGCUCCGUCCACACUCCCGCCAGUGAGGCCCUGUAUCUCCUGUGGUUUCGCUCGUUCCGUCCAGCCAUAAAUCUCCUGCAUCUCCUGAGUUCCCGCCCAGCCUCUUCCACCUCCUCUCCUAAAAUCAGCCAGUCCUUCAGCCCUGCCUUCGCUGGUUUCUUUCAGGCCCUCAGCUCACCCUCAGUCAGUGCCAUCUGGGUCCCUGCCUCCACUUCAUUCACACGAGCCGUCAACUCUGCCUUGGCCCUCCAGAGCCACGGUGUCACCCUGGCUCUUAAGUUCUCCAUCUCCGCCCUGGGCUCCUCCUCCAUCGGCUCCAUCUCCAUCAGUUGGCCCCCUGGUGUCAUCAGCCUUACUGUACCUCCACCAUGGCUCCUCCCUCCAUCAACUCCGCCGUGGGCCUCCUUCCUGCCUAGACUAUGGUCCACAUCUGGCUCCUCCUGCUCCUGGCUCCUCCCUCCAUCAGCUCCUCCCUGGUCUCACCAUCCAUCAUCUCCUCUGGUGUCCUGGCCUCUGCAAACUCUAUGUCCUUCUCCAGAGCUGCUUCCUUCCUCCUCAGAUAUUCUCUUUACGGUGCGAGAUCGCGCCUUCCGGGAGGGGGAGCUACUGUUACGGUUAUGGACUUGUUGUUUUUUUCUGUUCCUGUUGUCUUGCCCUGUUUAGUUCCUGUCUCCCUAGUUUCUGUUUUUGUCAUUAGUUGCCUUGGUUACCUAUUCGUUUCAGGUGUUUCUUGUUAAUUUACCCAUUAUAUAUCGUCCCUGUUUUGUUCAGUUCUCUGCCGGUUAUUUUAAUUGCUGUUUGUUGAGUUGAUGGACU
Molecule: messenger RNA, 1244 nt
Organism: Sinocyclocheilus anshuiensis
Lineage: Eukaryota; Metazoa; Chordata; Actinopteri; Cypriniformes; Cyprinidae
Exons: 4
Coding region: 420-1091 (223 amino acids)
Source: RefSeq, a predicted model, not a curated record